Messenger RNA from Henningerozyma blattae CBS 6284, 1971 nucleotides. RefSeq names its product phospholipid:diacylglycerol acyltransferase (gene LRO1). Gene Ontology annotation, cellular component: cytoplasm; perinuclear endoplasmic reticulum. Lineage: Eukaryota; Fungi; Ascomycota; Saccharomycetes; Saccharomycetales; Saccharomycetaceae. The transcript has a single exon. The coding region runs from base 1 to 1971 and encodes 656 amino acids. Gene Ontology annotation, biological process: triglyceride biosynthetic process; lipid storage. The record is from RefSeq and is a predicted model, not a curated record. Gene Ontology annotation, molecular function: phospholipid:diacylglycerol acyltransferase activity.
AUGGGUCUAACAAACCGUCGAGGCAGAAGCUCAAGCUUAAGGAGAGGUAGCAUUGAAGAAUUUCAAAAUGAGGAAAAAGCUAGAUCAGAAGAUCGUUCAAGGUCCUUAGAGCGAUUAGGUGUAGUCCGUAGGGUAUCUCAUCAUGAUAAUAGGAUGAAUGAAGAUUUGAUUUUAAUUCAAGCUGCUAAAAAGAGAUGGAGAGACUCAAGACGAUUAGUUUUCACAUUAGGUACUUUACUUGGUAUUUUAAUAGCGUUUUAUUUUGGAUCAGAUCAUGUUAACAAUACUGACCUAUUCGAUAAAAUGGUUAAUUUUGACGCCCUUAAGGAUUACAUCGAUGAUUGGAAGGACGUAGUACCUCAAGGGUUCAGUUCCUUCAUUUAUGAAUUACAAGAAAAUUAUAUACCAUCUACAUCUCCAUCAAAUAAUCUGUCUGAAAAUUUUGCUGUAGGCAAGCAACUGAAGGCUGAAUUGAACAUAACAGCAAAACAUCCAGUUAUUAUGGUACCGGGAGUUAUAUCUACUGGUAUUGAAAGUUGGGGUGUUUCCGGAGAUGGUGAAUGUGAUAGCACUCCGCAUUUCAGGAAAAGAUUGUGGGGCUCAUUUUAUAUGUUAAGAACAAUGGUACUAGAUAAAUUAUGUUGGUUAAAACAUUUGAAACUGGAUCCUUUAACUGGAUUAGACCCUGAAAACUUCAGAAUGCGUGCCUCACAAGGUUUUGAAUCAAGCGAUUUCUUUGUCGCAGGCUAUUGGAUUUGGAAUAAAAUUAUACAAAACUUGGGUGCUAUUGGAUACGAUUCAGACAAGAUGACUACAGUAGCUUAUGAUUGGAGAUUGGCAUAUUUAGACCUGGAACGUAGAGAUAGAUAUUUUACGAAAGUUAAACAUCAUAUAGAAAUGGUUCAUGAUCUAUCAGGUGAGAAAGUUUGUCUGGUUGGGCAUUCAAUGGGUGCGCAGAUUGUAUUUUAUUUCUUAAAAUGGGUAGAAGCUGAAGGUCCAUUAUACGGUAACGGUGGUAAAGGAUGGGUUGAUAAGCAUAUCUCUUCGUUUAUUAGUAUUGCUGGCACUUUAUUAGGAGCUCCAAAAGCAAUGCCUGCAUUAAUAAGUGGUGAAAUGAAAGAUACCAUUCAAUUGAAUGCCCUGGCCAUGUAUGGGCUAGAAAAAUUUUUUAGCCGUAGAGAAAGAUUAGAUAUGUUACAAACUUGGGGUGGUAUUCCUUCAAUGCUACCAAAAGGUGGUAAUUUGAUCUGGGGUAAUAAGACAUUUUCAAGUGAAGAUUCAUUGAAAUAUGAAGAAUCUUCACCUAAAGAUACGUAUGGUAACUUUAUAAGGUUUGCCAAACUAAAUGCUGAACAUUAUAGAGAUAAUAUGACAAUGGAGGAAUCUAUAGGGAUGCUAUUAGAUUUAUCUCCUUCAUGGUUACAAUCACGUAUCGAAGAUCAAUAUAGUUUUGGCUAUGCGAAAACUGAAGCCGAAUUGCAGAGGAAUGAGGUUCACCAUAGUCAUUGGACUAAUCCUUUAGAAGUCCCAUUACCUAAUGCUCCAAAUAUGAAUAUCUAUUGUAUUUACGGUAUUAAUAAUCCAACGGAAAGGGCAUAUGUCUAUAAGGAAGAAAAGGCAAAUUCCAGCUUAAAAGUAUCUAUUGAUUAUGAAUCAGAUACAUCAGUGUUUUUAACAGAAGGCGAUGGCACUGUUCCUUUAAUUUCUCAAAGUAUGUGCCACAAAUGGGCAGAAGGAGUUUCACCAUAUAAUCCAGGAGGCACCAAUGUAACAAUAGUAGAAAUUAAGCAUCAACCAGAAAGAUUUGAUAUUAGAGGUGGUGCUAAGAGUGCAGAACAUGUAGAUAUUCUAGGUAGUGCAGAAUUAAAUGAAUAUCUGUUAAAGAUUGCUAGUGGUUUCGGUGACACCAUUGAGCCUAAAAUUUUUUCUGAUAUUGAAAAUUGGGUUAAAAAUAUUGAUUUUCCAUUAUAA